AUGAAACGAUUUCUCUCCAAGUCUUUCAAAUCUCCUCCCAAGAAUGUGCCUGCACCGGCGCCUCCGCCCACCAACCCGACCGUGCACACGACCGGAUUGCAUCCAAAAUUCGUGGUACCGCCGAUGCCGCAUCCUUGUCCUCAUGAGCACAUUGCAAUCCUGGCGACCCCACAAGGCCUUCUGCUGAGGCCGCAUUACCAUGGCCAAACAGAACACGGAACAAAUGUACGCAUAGAGUGGGGCAAGACAGGCCAGGUCCUUGAAGUACCGACCGAUCAAGGUGUCAAGGAUACCAACUGGGCGGAGAGUGUUGUGGUCUAUGGGAUCGUGGGGAUCCUGAACUUGUUUUCUGCGCCGUACUUGCUUGUAGUGUCUCAACGAUCUGAGGUUGGACAUUUAUUCGACGUCAGCCACGCCGUGUACAGCGUGAAGGGCGUCACGGCGAUCCCGCUCACGGAAGAUCGUGCUCGCGCGGUCAUAAGUGCGCUUGCCUCGCGCAAUAAUGCUAAUCCCCGCCUGUCUUUGCUCCCAGUUGAGUCUGUUGAAUCCGCCCCAGAAGGUCCGGUCAUAGAGGAGGUUUCCUCAGAGCCUCGCACUACACAGGUCAAAUUCGCGAGCGAGGACGAGGUGAAGUUAAUGACGCCUCUUCACACUCAUGAGUUUCCUCCACAGGAUGAUGAUCCUUCUCCCCCUUCACCGUCAUCAUCCGUUGCGUCACUCUCUUCGUCCAUCGUAUCCACUCCAUCGUCGGACUUUUCGCUAAAAUCUGACACGGUCGUCAAAGUGCUGACAGAACGACUAUCAUUCUGGUCAAAACUGGCUAAAAAGCCGUUGAGUACUCGCGGAGAAGUGGAAGAGGAAGACGUGGAUGCACGAGAAGAGGAACGCUUGUCUUUGGACGCGAUCAUAAAGGAAAGCACUGAGGAGCCCGAGCAAGUCUUGAACUCCAUCCUGGCAUCGACCGCACCUCCACCAAGGACCACAGAGCAGAGACACUCUGAACUUGAGAUCAAGAUUGUCCGCGAAUGCAUCCGGGAAUUCACACGUGGAGGCAUGUACUUUGCCUACAACUUUGAUAUCACGCGAUCGCUCCAGCACAAACACGAAUUGAUGGCAAGAGCGAAGAAGCAUACCAGUCUCCUUGCUGAGCUGAACGCGCUGGAUGAGUCGAAACAAAUAAGCCCAGUCGGCGACAAAGUUGACGUUUUAGCGGAGCCAUUUCCGACUCUUCCACUAUGGCGCAGAGUAGACCGCCACUUUUGGUGGAACGAGUGGUUGUCUAAACCUUUCGUUGAUGCUGGGCUGCAUCCGUACGUCCUCCCCAUCAUGCAGGGUUUCUACCAAAUCGCGUCCUUCCAUGUUCCUCGAGAGCCGGUGGAAGGCGAAGAGGGCGACUCCGCACCUGUCGACUAUAUCCUAGUUUCGAGACGGUCUCGAGAUCGUGCUGGAUUGCGGUACCAGCGUCGAGGUAUCGACGAUCAGGCGAACGUCGCGAACUUCGUCGAGACGGAGGCUGUAAUACGCGUCGAGCGCGAAGGUUUCUCGAACGUCUUCAGUCAUGUCCAGAUUCGCGGAUCUAUUCCCCUGUAUUGGAACCAACAGGGCUACAGUCUCAAGCCUGCACCCCAGUUGUCUCCCGACAGGAGCCAUGCACAGAACCUAGAAGCGCUGAAGCGUCACUUUCUGAAGACCAUCCCACGCUACGGUCCUCAUACGGUCGUCAAUCUAGCAGAACAGCAUGGAAAGGAAGCGGCGGUUACGAACUCGUAUCGGAAUUAUGUCCAGGAGCUGAAUUCCAAAGAUGUCCAAUACCAUGCAUACGACUUCCAUUCAGAGACGAAGGGUAUGAAGUACGAGAAGAUCACCAAUCUCAUCAGUACGCUAGAACGCACAUUCGAGAACCAAGGAUACUUCUGGAUCUCCGACGGCUCUAUCAUGUCGCAGCAGAAAGGCAUCUUCCGUUCGGCCUUUGCGCGCCAUGUGUUGAACAGACAGCUUGGGGCUGUAGCUCUCCUCAACGCGGAGGACAAGCGGACGGAGACAGACAUCGUAUUCAACGACGUCUGGGCGAAUAAUGGGGACGCCAUUAGUCGUGCAUACACCGGAACGUCUGCGCUGAAGGGUGACUUCACGAGGACAGGCAAGCGCGACCUGACAGGCCUGCUCAAUGAUGGUGUAAACUCCCUGGCAAGGAUGUAUACCUCGACGUUCGCGGACUGGUUCAGCCAGGCGGUCAUCGACUUCAUGCUCGGCAAUCGCACGAUCUCCGUGUUUUCGGAGUUUCUCGUCAAGCUACAGUCGACGGACCCACGGGAUCUCAUCCGCAUCUCAAGGAUCAGGGCUGAUGCCGUCGCGACGUGCGUGAGCCGUUUGCUGUCAGACGGAGAGCGGCUGCUCUCCGGGUGGACGCUGUUCGCUCCUGUGGAGAUGAACACGAAGAUUGGCGAUAAGUGGGAGGAGAAAGUGUUGCUGAUUAGUGUGAAGGCACUAUACAUCAUAAGUUAUGAUUAUACCCUAGAGAAAGUGAAGAUGUAUACCCGUGUACCACUCCGAGACAUUGUAGGAAUAACAAAAGGCGCCUACAUCUUAUCGCCUCUGGAAGAUGGCAGCCGCGACCCCAUCCAGAACGCCGGCUUCAUAGUUACGUGGCGCAAUAUUGGACAGGAUACCCGUGUCACAAGUUACUCUCUGCGGAACAGCCUCGAUAUUUCACCGCCUGACCCAUCUUCACUGACACCUUUCCGGCCAACGCCGUUUAUGCUGAGAGGCAACACGCCGUUGUCGCGCAUACUGUCGAAUGCAGCUGCGCCAGUGAUCGGGCAUGAGACGACGUUCGCAGCGUUCAAGGCCCUGCCUGUGGACGCCGCACGCACGCGGCGCGCGUCCGGCAGCUUCAUAGAGCCUGCGGACGAGCUGGCGAGCGCGGCGAACUGCAAAGAGGCCGUGGAGUUGAUUGUGGGGACUAUCCAGCGUGCAUGCGAGGAUGCCGGUGGGGGACAGGGCAGGUUUGUCGCGGAGGCGGAUAUUGUGAGCCUGAAUGAGGCGCAGCGGAUGACGAGCGUGUAUGCGAAAAUGGAGUAUGGCGUGAAGAGGCUGUUGUGGCUGGGUGGUUGA
Molecule: messenger RNA, 3114 nt
Organism: Sparassis crispa
Lineage: Eukaryota; Fungi; Basidiomycota; Agaricomycetes; Polyporales; Sparassidaceae
Exons: 21
Coding region: 1-3114 (1037 amino acids)
Biological process (GO): phosphatidylinositol dephosphorylation
Cellular component (GO): endoplasmic reticulum
Molecular function (GO): phosphatidylinositol-4-phosphate phosphatase activity
Source: RefSeq, a predicted model, not a curated record